CAGCCUCCGCUAGGGGACCCCCUCCAUGGCUUCCCACCGGGUUGUUCCAGGCCUCAGCUUCGCCGAAAGGCCUCACCACCUCCGACCUCCGCCUGCUCUGGGGAUGCUCCCAGCCCUGCUGCGGCAGAACGCGACAUGCUAACCGGAAUCCCUAGGCCGCCUGUCUCCUACCCAUACUUAGAGGCCCCGCUCAGACGGUCCUUAAAACGUCUGAAAGGCCGUUCCUGCCAGAGUCCCUGCUACCUGUUACCUCCACCCCUAUUUAGUCCUAGUGGACAGCCUCGCUCACCUUCCCUGGGAUGACACUUCUGGCGGCUGAGAUGAGCGAGCCUCUCUGGGCUCUGCCGCCGGGUGUGGGCUGACCUGCCUACAGCUGGGGCCUGAUAAGGCAGCAGCAAAAGGGUGGAGGGGAGGCAGUGUUGAAGCUGGGGCAAGUAAUUUUCCCCAAUUUACAGGGAAAAACCGAAAUUCAGAAAAGUUUAAUGUCACCCAGGGGCUGGAGCCCAGACCUCUGGCAGCUCUCACUUUCACAAUGCCCUUGGGCUGACUAGGCUGCAGAGGGGUUUCACCCCAACCCCAGGGCACCUCAAGUGUCCCCACCAAACCUUCCUAACACCUGUCCACUAAGCUGUACUAGGCCCUUGCAACUGACCUAUGGGACCUGAGGCCUGGCCCCUCAUGGCUCCUGUCACCAGGUCUCAGGUCAGGGUCCAGCAGGCCCUGAGCUGACGUGUGGAGCCAGAGCCACCCAAUCCCGUAGGGACAGGUUUCACAACUUCCCGGAUGGGGCUGUGGUGGGUCACAGUGCAGCCUCCAGCCAGAAGGAUGGGGUGGCUCCCACUCCUGCUGCUUCUGACUCAAUGCUUAGGGGUCCCUGGGCAGCGCUCGCCAUUGAAUGACUUCCAAGUGCUCCGGGGCACAGAGCUACAGCACCUGCUACAUGCGGUGGUGCCCGGGCCUUGGCAGGAGGAUGUGGCAGAUGCUGAAGAGUGUGCUGGUCGCUGUGGGCCCUUAAUGGACUGCCGGGCCUUCCACUACAACGUGAGCAGCCAUGGUUGCCAACUGCUGCCAUGGACUCAACACUCGCCCCACACGAGGCUGCGGCGUUCUGGGCGCUGUGACCUCUUCCAGAAGAAAGACUACGUACGGACCUGCAUCAUGAACAAUGGGGUUGGGUACCGGGGCACCAUGGCCACGACCGUGGGUGGCCUGCCCUGCCAGGCUUGGAGCCACAAGUUCCCAAAUGAUCACAAGUACACGCCCACUCUCCGGAAUGGCCUGGAAGAGAACUUCUGCCGUAACCCUGAUGGCGACCCCGGAGGUCCUUGGUGCUACACAACAGACCCUGCUGUGCGCUUCCAGAGCUGCGGCAUCAAAUCCUGCCGGGAGGCCGCGUGUGUCUGGUGCAAUGGCGAGGAAUACCGCGGCGCGGUAGACCGCACGGAGUCAGGGCGCGAGUGCCAGCGCUGGGAUCUUCAGCACCCGCACCAGCACCCCUUCGAGCCGGGUUCCUCGACCAAGGUCUGGACGACAACUAUUGCCGGAAUCCUGACGGCUCCGAGCGGCCAUGGUGCUACACUACGGAUCCGCAGAUCGAGCGAGAGUUCUGUGACCUCCCCCGCUGCGGGUCCGAGGCACAGCCCCGCCAAGAGGCCACAACUGUCAGCUGCUUCCGCGGGAAGGGUGAGGGCUACCGGGGCACAGCCAAUACCACCACUGCGGGCGUACCUUGCCAGCGUUGGGACGCGCAAAUCCCGCAUCAGCACCGAUUUACGCCAGAAAAAUACGCGUGCAAAGACCUUCGGGAGAACUUCUGCCGGAACCCCGACGGCUCAGAGGCGCCCUGGUGCUUCACACUGCGGCCCGGCAUGCGCGCGGCCUUUUGCUACCAGAUCCGGCGUUGUACAGACGACGUGCGGCCCCAGGACUGCUACCACGGCGCAGGGGAGCAGUACCGCGGCACGGUCAGCAAGACCCGCAAGGGUGUCCAGUGCCAGCGCUGGUCCGCUGAGACGCCGCACAAGCCGCAGUUCACGUUUACCUCCGAACCGCAUGCACAACUGGAGGAGAACUUCUGCCGGAACCCAGAUGGGGAUAGCCAUGGGCCCUGGUGCUACACGAUGGACCCAAGGACCCCAUUCGACUACUGUGCCCUGCGACGCUGCGCUGAUGACCAGCCGCCAUCAAUCCUGGACCCCCCAGACCAGGUGCAGUUUGAGAAGUGUGGCAAGAGGGUGGAUCGGCUGGAUCAGCGGCGUUCCAAGCUGCGCGUGGUUGGGGGCCAUCCGGGCAACUCACCCUGGACAGUCAGCUUGCGGAAUCGGUGAGGCACAACUGCCUGUCUCCCACAGAGAGGAGCUGAGGCAGGGCCAGCAUUUCUGCGGGGGGUCUCUAGUGAAGGAGCAGUGGAUACUGACUGCCCGGCAGUGCUUCUCCUCCUGCCAUAUGCCUCUCACGGGCUAUGAGGUAUGGUUGGGCACCCUGUUCCAGAACCCACAGCAUGGAGAGCCAAGCCUACAGCGGGUCCCAGUAGCCAAGAUGGUGUGUGGGCCCUCAGGCUCCCAGCUUGUCCUGCUCAAGCUGGAGAGAUCUGUGACCCUGAACCAGCGUGUGGCCCUGAUCUGCCUGCCCCCUGAAUGGUAUGUGGUGCCUCCAGGGACCAAGUGUGAGAUUGCAGGCUGGGGUGAGACCAAAGGUACGGGUAAUGACACAGUCCUAAAUGUGGCCUUGCUGAAUGUCAUCUCCAACCAGGAGUGUAACAUCAAGCACCGAGGACGUGUGCGGGAGAGUGAGAUGUGCACUGAGGGACUGUUGGCCCCUGUGGGGGCCUGUGAGGGUGACUACGGGGGCCCACUUGCCUGCUUUACCCACAACUGCUGGGUCCUGGAAGGAAUUAUAAUCCCCAACCGAGUAUGCGCAAGGUCCCGCUGGCCAGCUGUCUUCACGCGUGUCUCUGUGUUUGUGGACUGGAUUCACAAGGUCAUGAGACUGGGUUAGGCCCAGCCUUGAUGCCAUAUGCCUUGGGGAGGACAAAACUUCUUGUCAGACAUAAAGCCAUGUUUCCUCUUUAUGCCUGUA
Messenger RNA from Homo sapiens (human), 3078 nucleotides. It is a transcript of the gene MST1, whose product is annotated as macrophage stimulating 1. The transcript is spliced from 18 exons. The record is from RefSeq and is marked reviewed. Gene Ontology annotation, cellular component: extracellular region. Gene Ontology annotation, molecular function: receptor tyrosine kinase binding. Gene Ontology annotation, biological process: proteolysis. Lineage: Eukaryota; Metazoa; Chordata; Mammalia; Primates; Hominidae. Bases 784 to 2997 code for a protein of 737 amino acids.